Molecule: messenger RNA, 990 nt
Organism: Eimeria maxima
Lineage: Eukaryota; Apicomplexa; Conoidasida; Eucoccidiorida; Eimeriidae
Exons: 4
Coding region: 1-990 (329 amino acids)
Source: RefSeq, a predicted model, not a curated record
AUGAAGGACCCGAUAGCUGCAUCUUCGGCGGAGGAGGAUGUGCAGGUCCUUGUGGGCGACGCUUUAGAUGGCGCUGCGUCUGCAAUCUUGUCGGAGCCUAGCAUAGCAGCAGCAUCAGGAGCAGCAGGAGCAGUUGGAACAGCAGCAGAACUGCCGCCAGCGAAGCGUUUGUCUGCUGCAGCAGGGAAUUCUUUGUCUCCUCCUUCAAAAAAGGGAGCAGCAGCAACAACAGCAACAGCAGCAACAGCAGAUGCAGCAGACGACAUAGAUGAAGUGUUAGGGGAUUCUGUCUUCCCUCCUCCUAGCGCAGCGCCCCCGGCUACUGCUGCUUCUGCCGCUGCUGCAAAGGCAGCAGAUACUCCCCAGGAUCCUCAGGCUCUCUGUGCUGCUGCUACUGCAGCAGGAAAGGUGCUGCCUGAGUGGGAGGUGAGCGGGAACAAAAGGUGGCUCUACACCAGAGAAAAGAGUUAUUGGUUUAAUUACGGCUUCGAUCAUCGCUCUUUUGUUGACUGGCUACAGCAACAGCUAGACCUCCGAUUGCAGCGCAGCGCCCGGAUGCCCCUCCAUGUGCAGGGCCAAGACUGGAGCCCGCAGCAGCAGCACCAGCAGCAGCAGAUGCCGCAGGAACAACACACGGCGCACACACAACCACAGUUACUCACGCACAACGAGACUGUACUACUGAGACGGCACCAAAACACCAACAGCGAACAACAGCAGCAACACCAGCAGCAGCACCAAUACCAGCAGCACCAGUAUCACCAGCAGCAGCAACAGCAACCCUUGCAGACCAUCGCUUCUGAUGCCGCUGUCUUUGCUUCUUCGGAAGGGGCUUUGACUGCAACACAUGAUGUUUGGGGACACACUGAACAACCCGCUGUUGCUGCACCUGGACCUGAUACCCCUGCUCCACUGCCGCACGCCGCGCUGCAGCAACUUGCUGCUCUUAACCAAUUUCUGACUGAAGAGCAGCGGCAGCAGCAAACGUGA